Messenger RNA from Ogataea polymorpha, 4728 nucleotides. RefSeq lists its product as uncharacterized. Gene Ontology annotation, cellular component: transcription factor TFIIH holo complex; transcription preinitiation complex; nucleotide-excision repair factor 3 complex. Lineage: Eukaryota; Fungi; Ascomycota; Pichiomycetes; Pichiales; Pichiaceae. The transcript has a single exon. Gene Ontology annotation, biological process: nucleotide-excision repair; transcription initiation at RNA polymerase II promoter. The record is from RefSeq and is a predicted model, not a curated record. Gene Ontology annotation, molecular function: hydrolase activity; ATP binding; DNA binding. The coding region runs from base 1 to 2550 and encodes 849 amino acids.
AUGGCAACGGAGUCUGAGAUUUAUGACGAGGACGAUAUAUUCGAUUCGGAUGAUUCGUACUCGUCUGGCUCAGACUAUGAGUUGAGUAAACAAGCCGUGCGGUCGAAGAAGAGAAAUUUGCAGUUGGAAAAGAAGGCAAAUGACGCUAAGGAGGCAAUACGCAACAUUGAGAAGACGGCGAAGGACACGAAAUUCGACGACUCCGAACUUGUGACUAUCUCCAUGGCGCGGCCACCAGACUUUGUGCCCGAUUCCGUUUCUGCUGUGUUUGGAAAAGCAGAUUUUUCGUACUUGAAGCUGAAACCAGAUCAUGCGGCCAGACCUAUAUGGAUCAGCCCGCUCGACGGCAAAAUCUUCUUGGAAGGGCUAUCACCUCUUUCAGAACAGGCACAGGAUUUUUUGGUGACCAUUGCAGAGCCUGUGAGUCGUCCAAGCUUCAUCCACGAAUACAGAAUCACUACACAUUCGCUGUAUGCGGCAGUUUCUGUUGGACUUGAGACAGACGAUAUUAUAUCUGUUUUGAGCCGACUCUCAAAGGUGCCGUUGGCGUCAUCUGUUGUCAACUUUAUCAAGCAGGCCACGGUUUCUUACGGUAAGGUGAAGCUGGUUUUGAAACACAACAGGUACUUUGUGGAAAGUCCACAGGCGGAUAUUUUGCAGAUGCUUCUGAAAGAUGAGGUGAUUGGAAAAUUGCGGAUCCAGAGUAGCGAGACGACGGUGACGAUGAGUGACGGUUUGGUGAUCACCAAGCCUGCGCAAAAGGGCGACUUGGUGAUUCCAGGCACCGAGGAAAGCAAAAAACGAGAACAGGAAAAAAAGGACGAGCAAGUCAAGACAGAAGAGCAGCCGCUUGCAGCCGACAACGGUGCUCAGGAUGAAAAUCUGGAAAAUAUAUUUGCCACAGUGAUUGGCGACGCAGGCGAAGAAGAGGACGACGAUACGGUGCACUCGUUUGAAAUUGCGCAUGAAUCUGUUGAAAUCGUUAAAAAACGUUGUCAGGAGAUUGACUACCCGAUGUUGGAAGAAUAUGAUUUCAGAAAUGAUACCCAAAACCCGGAUCUGGAGAUUGACCUCAAACCGUCGACUCAAAUCAGACCGUACCAGGAAAAGUCACUGAGUAAGAUGUUUGGUAACGGACGUGCCAGGUCUGGAAUUAUUGUGCUUCCCUGCGGAGCGGGAAAGACUCUGGUCGGAAUCACGGCUGCCUGUACAAUCCGUAAGUCGGUUAUUGUGCUCUGUACGUCCUCUGUUUCCGUGAUGCAAUGGAGACAGCAAUUUCUGCAAUGGUGCACAAUUCAACCCGAGAACGUUGCUGUGUUCACGUCUGAAAACAAGGAGAUGUUUUCAGGAGACGCCGGGCUAGUGGUUUCGACGUACUCCAUGGUUGCCAAUACCAGAAACCGUUCUUACGACGCCCAAAAAGUGAUGGAUUUCCUUACGUCUCGUGAGUGGGGAUUUAUCAUUCUGGACGAGGUGCACGUCGUUCCCGCUGCCAUGUUCCGUCGAGUCGUCACGACCAUUGCUGCGCAUGCAAAACUGGGUCUCACGGCUACGCUGGUCCGUGAGGACGAGAAGAUCUCCGAUUUGAACUUCCUCAUUGGUCCAAAGCUCUACGAGGCCAACUGGAUGGAGCUUUCGCAAAAAGGACACAUUGCCAAUGUCCAGUGUGCAGAAGUUUGGUGUCCAAUGACCUCAGAAUUUUAUCAGGAGUAUCUGAGAGAAAGCGCGCGCAAAAGGAUGCUUCUCUACAUCAUGAAUCCUACAAAGUUCCAGGCCUGUCAGUUCCUGAUCCACUACCACGAAAAACGUGGAGACAAAAUUAUUGUCUUUUCAGAUAAUGUCUACGCUUUGCAAGAAUAUGCACUCAAGCUUGGAAAACCGUUCAUUUAUGGUUCCACGCCACAGCAAGAGAGAAUGAACAUCUUACAAAACUUUCAGUACAAUGAUCAGGUCAACACGAUUUUCCUGUCGAAAGUCGGAGAUACCUCCAUUGACCUGCCCGAAGCCACUUGCCUGAUCCAAAUUUCGUCUCAUUAUGGUUCCAGAAGACAGGAAGCCCAGCGAUUGGGCAGAAUUCUGCGAGCUAAACGGAGAAACGACGAAGGUUUCAACGCAUUUUUUUACAGUCUCGUUUCCAAAGACACUCAGGAAAUGUAUUAUUCCACCAAAAGACAGGCGUUCUUGGUUGAUCAGGGUUACGCAUUCAAAAUCAUCACGCAUCUUCACGGAAUGGAGAACUUGCCGAACCUCGCAUACUCGACGGCCAAGGAACGCCGCGAACUUCUUCAGGAGGUGCUGCUGAAGAAUGAAGACGUAGCAGGCAUUGAAUUGGGCGAAGAUUCCGAAAACCUUGUUGGUAACGGAGUCCCUAAAAAACUGAAGAACACCUCCAAGGCAGUGAAGAACCAAGGAUCGCUGGCCGGUCUGGCUGGAGGUGAAGACAUGGCUUAUGUCGAGUAUUCCAAGAGUAAGGCUAAAGAAGUUGCUCACCACCCGUUCUUCCAGAGAAACUACUACAAAAAGAACAAGAGAAAGAAGCAGAAUCAAUAGGUCAAUCGCCAUUCUCGCUAAUAUACAAUUUAUUAAUUCACACGUAUUUGAGUUUGCUCAGCUCGAUGUGCUCUUGGUACUCGUUCACAAUCUUGGUGUUCAUCGAUUCCAAGCUGGCGGUGAUAUCGUUCUUGAAGUUGAGAGUUUGGUUCAUACAGUCUCCGAUUCUAUGGAAAAAUGAAAAGUAUUGGUACUUCAAAUCGCUCUUAAACUUGUCAAGCUCUGCCUUGGCCUUAAAGUGUCUGGCUUCCACGGCCUUGCGGUCGGCCAGCAUUCUCUUCUGUAGGUUUCUGAUUGUGCUUUGGUCGGCCUCCACUUCAGCGUCUUUGGUUGACAGCUCGUAUUCCAGUUGUUCUUUGGUGUCCUUGUCAAUUGCUUGGAAGCUGGCGAGCUCAGACUCCAAGUCGUGGAUCGCAUACUCUUUGGCCGUCAGCUCUUGCUGUUGGCUAUCAAGCUGUUCAUGCAAUUUGAUCAAGGUGUCCUGGUUCUUACGGUGAGCUUCCACCAAAUCGUAUUUCAAGACGGUGAGGUUAGUUCUAACAUUCAAUUCUUUGAGUUGAGGUAUAAUCUCAUCCGGCUUCCUACCAAGUUUCGAGUCAUCAUUUAUCACUUCCUCCGUGAAUCCGGUGAUGGUUAUCUGUGGUAAUUCUUUGAACGUGAUCGAAUGAAGCAGGUUAUACAUGUAAGAGUUGUACGAGUCGAUAAGCUUCUCUAAUCCUUCGUAGGCUUUUCUUAAACUCAAGAAUUUCUCGUUGACAGUCUUUUGGACCGAGUUGCUCUUGUCGACCACGGAAUCGAUAUCUUUUGCCAGUUGGGAGCGCUCUCUGUGCAUCAUUUCUAUGGCCUGAACAGUGAAGUUUUUCGAACUGAGGCCCGAAAGAAUCUGGGAUUUGGCCUCUUCAGACUUUGCAAGCUUCUCCUUGAUAGAUUCAAUGUCUUUUUCGAUCUUCAUGAUAGUGGUAGGCCACUUGAGCUUCUUUUGCAUCUGGGCAUCAAUGAACGCUUGGUACCGAGACACAUCAAGCUCUAACAGUCUUGACUUUUCAUGAUUAGCACGCAUCUUUGCCUCCUGAGUUGAAAGGUUUUCAACCUUACUGUUCAGCUCAUUGUUUUCCUCCUCGAUAGAAUGUAACCUCUGAGUCACCUCUUUCAAAAACCCGUGAUAUUCCUUCUCCAUCUCCUUGUAAUAUGAGUCGAAGUUGGAGCCACCGGUUGACAUAUACAGUUUGUACGAUUUCAGAGCAUAUUUGGUGAAAAGUUUAUCAACGAGAUCCUGCUCUCUCAUCACAACAGAGUCAUUAAUGGAAUCGUCAUAAAGGAACGAGUUGUUCUGAGGCAAACUUUGCGCUUCUUGGAAAUUGUCCAGGUCAACCGUAUCGAGAUUAAGGCUUUCACCAACAAGUUGGCGCAACCAGUAAAGCAUACCCAAAAAAACAUGCCAAUUAGAGCCACCCACGGCACUUAUCUGUGAUUUGUUUAUGGUGUCCAAAUACGGAUACUCCAAGAACUUCAACAGAGAAUACACUUCUUGCUCAAUCGAACGCAGGAAUUUGUACCCUGGAUCGAUCUUUUUGUAAAGCCAUUGGAACAUGAGCACAAAGUCUUUUUGCGUGGGGUUUUUCAAAGUCUUGUUGGUCAAGGGAUGUUUCAUCUCAAUGUCAAACUUGUUGGUAGACAAAAAUGCAUACAGUUCCUGUUGCAUCUUGAGCUGGAAAUUGCGAUCCCGUAGUGGACGUGGGUCUCUGGGUUGAGUUGGUGUCAUAUAAUGGGCACCUGGAGUAUUCACCACGGAGUUCUCAAACAGUCUGCCAUUAGACGAUGGAGGAGGCUGAUGCUGAGCCAAAGAUCUGCGUCUGUUUACGCUUCCAGGAGCAGGAAUUCCUGUUCUGGUAAGGGAUCUUUGCACAAGAUCUUGCACGCUGGGAGCGUGUUGCGAAAGGCCGAACGAGCUUUGUCUCUUUUGAGCACUAGGCUGGUUGAGCAGUCUUGGAGCGCCGAUGUUGACAUUCUUUGGCAGUAAGCUUAGCCUUUUGCGCUUCAUAGAGGAGGCAGAUGGUAUGUUAGUGUCCAGGUCCGAGAGUAUGUUUGUUGUUCCAUUAAAAUACUGGCCUGUUUGCUGUUGACUAAAGUUGGUGGAAAAAGACUGUCUUUUCCUCGGAACCGACGACUCCAAAUGGU